AUGAUCCAAAAAGGAGUGCCACUCCAAACUGAAUACAAGCCGUAUACUGGGGUCAAAGGACCGUGUAGCUAUCAGCAAGGCCGUGGUACUCUCAGCUCGACAGUCAGCAUUCCUGCCGGUUUUCAAUCCAUGCAGAAUUAUUUGGCAACUAAAGGCCCGCUUGUUGGAACAGUUUUGGUCACACAUGCAAUGCAGUACUUCAAAGGUGGACUGGUCUAUCGGCCAACACAGGCGGAAUGCGCCUCUAAUGUAGGUGGACAUGCUUGGCUCAUUGCUGGCCUCGACUACGAAGGCAACAAUCCCUAUUACAUCAUCAAAAACAGCUGGGGAACGUCAUGGGGCGAGCAGGGCUACAUUCGUUUUGGUGCUGGGCAAAACCUCUGCGAGUCCGAAGAACGAAGCUACGGCGCGCAGAAGUGA
Messenger RNA from Gongylonema pulchrum, 420 nucleotides. NCBI's taxonomy places the organism in Eukaryota, Metazoa, Nematoda, Chromadorea, Rhabditida, Gongylonematidae. The record is from the annotation of a GenBank genome assembly.